Messenger RNA from Serpula lacrymans var. lacrymans S7.9, 1062 nucleotides. RefSeq lists its product as uncharacterized. The transcript has 7 exons. Bases 1 to 1062 code for a protein of 353 amino acids. The record is from RefSeq and is a predicted model, not a curated record. Lineage: Eukaryota; Fungi; Basidiomycota; Agaricomycetes; Boletales; Serpulaceae.
AUGCAACCCGCACAAAUACAACCAAUUUAUCUCCCAGCUUGGUUUGUAGAUGCUGAGCUACAGGCCAAUGCUUGGUUAUCUCCACACAACUCGGAGUCCGAGGAUGCCCAACAGCAACCCGUAAACGCGUAUUUCUCCCAAUCAUACCUACCAGGUUAUUCAUUAGAUCUGCUUGGAAGACUUGCUUUCAUAAACAAGAAUAUGGACCCGCGGCAGACCGUCCCAUUUUCUGAAACACUCACUCGUCAAUCCAGCGACAACGUGAUGUGUCUCCCGUUUACCAUAACCCCUCUUUCACUGCCGGAACAAGUACGCAAGUUGUCAUUUACUCAGGCCACUGUCUGUGAUGGCUUUCGCUUUCACCCCGCCUCCGUGAAGCCAAACCUGCUUGCUGCAUAUCCCGUUCUCAUUCCUAUCUAUCUCAUGCGUUAUCCCUUAGCUACGCCAUCAACAUAUAUGACUGUCAUCCUAGAGGCCUAUUCCAAACCAGGACGCUUUUUUGCACAAGAAACAGCCGCUUCCACAGAAGAUCCCAGUUCGCCAGACCUCAUAACUCACGGAGGGAAACCUUCCCUCUUCGCACAGCUCAAGCUGAUACCUAGAGGUGACACCGUGGCUGCUGGGGCCUUGGAAAAUUGGCUCAGCGCCACACUAUUCGAACCGGGCAUGACAGAAAUCUUGGCCAGCGAUGAUCCGAUUAACAUGGACGAUCCAAGAGUACGUGAAUGGACGAGAGAUGAGGUCCUUCCAGUCCAAGAUUGGUUGAAUCUAGGUGCAGAGAUCGCUGGCUUGAAGGACACAUUGAAGAAAAUACCUAUUGAUGAGUCCUCAUCAGAAAGAACCUUUCAGAUUUCUUGGAGAAGUUCUUCUCAGGUGGCCCGCCAAGCACCUAAAUCUCCUCCUGAUUCAACGAGUUUUGGCCCUCUGAAAGUAGAACGGAUGGCAGGGGGCGAUUUUGUUCGAUCGCUAAAAAAUACACUGAAAAAGUUGGAGCGAAGGCGCAACGACUUAACUCCAGAGUGGUGGAAACAGUGGUCAACGGGUAAUGCUGGUCAAGGUUAA